AUGGUUUCCUACGAGUUGACCGUCUACACUGGCAAAGAAGCCAGUGCCAUAACCGUGAACAGCAUCUACAUAAAGCUGGUGGGCACAAAAGGCGAGAGUGACCGCAAAUGGCUGAACAUUUCGCCCGUCUUCUGGGGAUCAGUAACGUCCCUGACUGUGGACUGUGAACUUACCCUGGGACAGCUGAUUCUGAUCGAAGUAGACAAAAGAACAUGGUUCCUGAGUGACGCUUGGUUCCCUGAAAAGGUGGAAAUCAAAACACCCGAGGGCGACGUCUACACUUUCCCCGUCUACUGCUGGAUCAGUGACAGCGAGACUCACCGCCUCAGAGAGGGGAAAGCUCUGAGGAUCUAUGAGGAAGAAAACCCUCUUGGUCUGUACGCACGGAAGAUGGAGCUCAUCCAGCGGCGUGAGGAAUUUAGUUGGGACGAGUAUGACUCACGCUUGCCAUACAACAUUGAAGCAGAUGGUGUUGGUGGCCUGCUGCCUAAGGACAGGUUCUCCUGGACUAAAACUAUACAGUUUUACAUGACAGCGAUCUAUGGGAAAAUUGGGAAUUGUCUGAAAAAGCUGACAGAAAACCGCAACAAUUGGAAGAAUCUCGACGAAAUCCACAAUGUGUUGAGUUGCAGAACCUCAAACCUAUAUGAUUACGUCCAGCAACACUGGAAGGAAGAUGAUUUCUUCGGAUACCAAUAUUUAAACGGCAUCAAUCCCAUCCUGAUCCGACGUUGCAAAACUCUGCCGCCAAACUUCCCUGUGACCGAUGACAUGGUCUCCUUUCCUGAGGGGUUAAAGCUGUCUAAUGAGUUGGAGCAAGGAAACAUUUACCUGUGUGACUACAAGAACCUGGACGGACUGCCAGCAAACACGGUUUUAGGAAAGCAGCAGUACUUAACGGCGCCCCUGGUUCUGUUUCACAAGAGACCAGAUGACAAGCUGAUGCCUAUCGCCAUUCAGCUGAAGCAGACCCCAGGUGAAGACAACCCCAUCUUCCUCCCGACUGACUCCAACCAUGAUUGGCUGACAGCAAAAAUAUUUGUGAGAAACGCUGACUUCACAGAGCACCAGUUCAACACGCACUUUUUGCGCACGCACCUGCUGGCCGAGGCCUUUGCAGUGUCAUUGCAGCGCAACCUACCUAUGGUGCAUCCCCUCUACAAGCUCCUCAUACCCCACACUCGCUACACCCUGGAGAUCAACAAAUUAGGUCGAGGAGGGCUGAUUGGCCCCACGGGAAUCAUUACCUUGGAUGCAGGUUCUGGGGGAAAGGCUAUAAUCAAGUUCAUGGAGAGAUCGAUGUCCGACAUCACCUACACUUCCCUUUGUAUCCCAGAUGACAUCAAUGAGCGCGACAUGCAUGAUGUCCCCAACUACUACUACAGGGAUGAUGGGCUCAGGAUCUGGAACACCAUGUACAAGUUUGUUCAAGGAGUGCUCGAGUACUACUACAAAAGUGACGACGACGUCCUGAGAGACUCAGAACUGCAGACUUAUAUCGGGGACAUUUUUAAAAAGGCCUUCCUUUCGCGUAAAGAAAGAGGAUUCCCUCAGAGUUUCUCCACUGUGACUGAGAUGGUUAAGUUCGUCACAAUGGUGAUGUUCACUUGUUCCUGCCAGCAUGCGGCUGUAAACAACGGAAUGUUUGACUACGCCGGCUGGAUGCCCAACUACCCCUCGACUAUGCAGUGUCCUCCCCCGACGGAAAAGGGGAUAACAUCGGAGGCCACCAUUUUGGCGACAUUACCUCCUGUCUGUAUAACUGCUCAGAUCAACAAUAUAGUUUGGCUGCUCAGCAGGCCGCAGUCAGACUUUGUUACCCUGGGACACUACCCAGAGGAACAGUUCACUGAAGAGACCCCCCGCCAGCUGCAGAGGAAGUUCAAAGCGGAGCUCGAGGUGCUGACUCCAACCUUCAAGAAGAGGAACAUGGAUAUUGAAAUCCCUUACACUUACCUGUUACCAAACAGUAUGGAGAACAGCAUCACCAUCUAAAACCAUUCUACUAAUGUUGUAGAAUAGGUUACAUGGUAUAUAUUCAAAACACAACAAGUGGCCUAUUUCUGUUUUUAGCUUACAUUAUGCAAUAAUCUUUGCCUUUUCUAUGACUGCAAUGCUAAAAACAGGUACUGCAGCAGAACCUCCAAAUGGAAGAAAGAAAAUAUACGAGUCAAAUAAAAAAGUACUUACCCUUUAAAGGAAGCGUGUGCUAACUACGGCCCGCGGGCCACAUCCGGCCCGUUGGUCAUUUUAAUCCGGCCAGCCAAAUAUUUAAACAGAAUUGAGAAAAAAAAAAACACUUACCUUUCACUAUUUGAGUAGCUUUUGUUCUGCCAUUUGAGUACUGGCGAGCGAUCUCUGAAUCCGGGAACAUAUCCUUCACGGAUUUGUUGAAAAGGUGGCCCAUAAUACUGCGUUGCCGCCGCCUUGUGUUUCUCUGACCGUUCAUGAGUGACUAUAUCCAUUCGGCCACCGUAUUAUGGGUUAUAGAUAAACCUAUGGAUAACGGAGACAUAUAUAAUAGUCUCCUUUUCAGGUGAGAGAGGACGCUAAAGGCAGUGCCUUUAAGGCACGCCCCCAAUAUUGUUUGUCCCGCUGGAAAUUUUGGAUAUUACA
This is a messenger RNA of Entelurus aequoreus (snake pipefish), 2616 nucleotides long. Its product is annotated as hydroperoxide isomerase ALOXE3-like. Lineage: Eukaryota; Metazoa; Chordata; Actinopteri; Syngnathiformes; Syngnathidae. Gene Ontology annotation, molecular function: iron ion binding; oxidoreductase activity, acting on single donors with incorporation of molecular oxygen, incorporation of two atoms of oxygen; protein binding. The transcript has 15 exons. The record is from RefSeq and is a predicted model, not a curated record. Gene Ontology annotation, biological process: linoleic acid metabolic process; lipid oxidation. Bases 1 to 1995 code for a protein of 664 amino acids.